CCCUCGCCCAGAGCUCCCAGCACCAGAAAGCAGGAGAGGUAAGCACUGGGACCAGAGCCGUUUUUCAGUCUCUGCAUCAGUUACCACCGGAGCUGAAUGUUGCUGAGUCCACAGCAUCCUGGGCUCAUAGACGACGCUGCUGGUGAACAGCUUUGUACCCACAGGACCAGAUCAAUGAAGCUGGAUUUACAGCCUAAAAUUUUGCCCUGAAUCCAGAACGUUGAGGUUUGUUUUACAAUGAAAGUGAUUUCAUUCACUUUUAGAAUUAAGCGCUUAUUUUCUCCCCCCAGAUCUGUGGAGCUUCAGUAGGAGCACUGUAUCUUCAUUAAGAAAGGAUUUCUUGAAAAUCACUUGCGAGCCAUGACGCGGGAGGAACCAUUCAGGGAGGAGCUGGCCUAUGACCGGAUGCCCACGCUGGAACGGGAACGGCCACACCCUACGGGCUACAGCACAGACUCGGAGCCUCACGACCUUCAGCUGCCGAAGAGAGUGCCCCUAUGCCCCAGUGACAAAGCAGGGGUCUUCUCCAUGCUUAUGGGGAGCUGCCUCCUGGUGACUUCGGGCUUCUCACUCUACCUGGGGAAUGUGUUCCCUUCCGAGAUGGAUUACUUGCGCUGUGCCGCAGGCUCUUGCAUCCCCUCUGCGCUUGUGAGCUUUGCAGCCUCCAGGAGGAAAGUCAACGUGAUUCCCAACUUUCAGAUACUGUUUGUUUCCACGUUUGCUGUGACCACUACAUGUCUGAUAUGGUUUGGAUGCAAGCUAGUCCUGAACCCGUCAGCCGUAAACAUUAACUUCAACCUCAUCCUGCUGCUCCUGCUGGAGCUCUUCAUGGCAGCCACUGUGAUCAUCUCUGCUCGGUCCAGUGAGGAAUUCUGCAAGAAAAAGAAGGGCUCCAUCUCUAAUAGCUCCAACAUCUUGGAGGAAGUGAGGUUUCCAGCUCGGGUCCUAAAAUCCUAUUCAGUCGUUGAGGUGAUCGCAGGUGUCUCCGCCAUCCUUGGAGGGAUCAUUGCUUUGAACCUGGAUGACACAGUCUCGGGCCCCCACCUCUCGGUGACAUUCUUUUGGAUCUUAGUGGCUUGUUUUCCAAGUGCCAUUGCUAGUCAUGUGACAGCAGAGUGUCCCAGCAGGUGUCUGGUGGAGGUGCUGAUCGCUGUGACCAGCCUCACGGCCCCGCUGCUGUCCACAGCCUCUGGGUACUUGUCCUUCAGCGUGAUGAGGAUCGUGGAGACUUUCACAGAUUACCCACCAGCCAUAAAAUCCUAUGACCUGCUGCUGCUGCUGCUGAUGCUGCUGCUGCUGCUGCAGGCGAGUCUCAACACCGGCACUGCCAUCCAGUGCGUGAGCUUCAAGAUCAGUGCCAGGCUGCAGGGCACGUGCUGGGAUGCCCAGACUGACCCGCAGGAGCACCCGGCCGGGGAGGUAGCCAGAAGCCCCCUGAAGGAGUUUGACAAGGAGAAAGCCUGGCGAGCUGUGGUGGUGCAGAUGGCCCAGUGACUGCAGCAUGGGGAAACUGAGUCACAGUGUGGGCCUGGCCCAGUGGGUCACUGCGCAUAGACGUUAACUGCCCUUGGGCUGCUACCUUCUAACACAACUGCCGCACGGGCAGAUGGGGCUAUGCGGUGGUGUCCUCACGUCUUAUGUAGUUUAGAACACACGGCUGACUCCUUUGUGCCUAGCCUGGUCAGUCAGGUCAGCACUUCCCAAGUGGCCCAGGGCUCCUGGGGCUGAGGAAAGGCUUUGGUCCUGCCUGCCAGAGCCCAUACCUACAUGCUCCAGCAUGGUUCCCCACCCGUCUCAUGGCUUGGCUUGGGCCAGAGUCAGGUAUUUGGGUAGACGAGAGACCUCUCAGCCUCCUGUGUCAGCUCUCCCUGUGCCCUGUGUUGUACUCAGCCUGGCUUGGAUCCCACCCAUUCCAGACUCUUCCCUGGACGAGCCCAUGGCAGAGGUUGGCCUCCUGAUGUGGGGGGGAUGCAGCUGUGCACUUCUCUCCUGUGGCGGGUGUCACAGGGCCUCUCCUCCCACCUCAGCUUGCUGCCACUGCUCUUCGUAUGUGAAAUCUACAUCCUGAGUCUCUGUCCUUUCUGCUGAAAUCCUUGUGCAUGUCCCCAGAUGUAGUCAUAUCCAAUGUGCAGCUUCACUCGACCACGGUCAGUUCAGAGUUCUUUGGGGCAUGGCCAGGUCCAAGGCUUUGGAAACUGGCUUGACUGUGUCACUGUGACACAGUCAUGCUGGCCGAGGUAUCUAGGCGAGUUACUCCCAUAGUUACUCCCCUUACUCAAAAUGCAAGGUGACCCUGGUCAGAACUUGGAGUCCUCAUGGGGUCAUUGCUGUGCAUCUCUGACCAUGUCACCUCCCAAUAGGUGCCAUGGCUUCCCCCUCACUCACCCGAGGUCUGGCCUGGCCCAGGGACAUUCUACAUCACUGCAGCUUUGGGGUCUUGGGGGCACUUACAUGCUCUCUGCACAGCCUGAGUGGUCACUGCCCACCUGCUGGGCUGCAAGGACAGCUUGGGUGCGAGAAUAACCUUGGCUUCGAUUGAAAUCAUGGCCAAGAGCGGGUUAGUAUGCCAUCUCCUCACUCCGCAGGGACGUCCAGGUUCUCCCAAUUGGCCAGACACCAGUAAAGCCACAGAGAGUCGGGGGCACUUAUAAAACUGGGACUGUUGCUAAUGGUUUUACUGAUUAUUUUUCUGGCCAGUCCUUUCAUGCACAAGGCUACUCCUCAAACUGGUUUUGUAUCUUUUCUUCUGGUAUGAGGGCAUAAACAGCAGCAUUAAGGGAGAGGCUUUUUGCUUUUUCCUAACUUGGGGUGUACUAACUGGUUCCCCAGGGGCCAGUGGGGAUGUUCUUUGUGGCCUGAGGCUGCUAGGGUCAAAAACUCAGUAGUCUCAGCCCCAGAGACGAAGGCUGGAUGGGGGCAGGUGGGCCUGCACAGGAGCCUCCCAGGUGUCUCAUCUCUGAGCAGGACUGACUCUGGAUGCCUCUGGGCCCCUUGGCAUCAAACUUUAGGAAUGGGGAACACAGCAAGACAUCUGGAGAUGGGACCUGCCCUCCAAGGAAGCUCCAGGAGUCAGGAAAAAGCCAGGGGCUGGCCAGGCAAUCCCCAGACAGGACCACCACACUCACCCACACAAGUGCAGGCCCUUUGUGCUCAGGCUAGGCAGCCUCUGCCUUCCUGCACCUCUGAGGUGGGAGGCCUCUCCCUUCCCCAGCUGCUGGGCAGGAGUGGAGUACAGGGACUACUGCGGGGCUGACAGUGUUCUGGGGUUGGGGGUGGGGAAAAGAGAGUUCAAGUUCUACAGCCAAAAUCAGGCACCUGGGCUGUUAAUCCUGGCUCGUACUUUACUAUUUUAGAGUUUAAAAAAUAGUCUCUUUCAAUUUAUGCUUUUGUUUGAUGCAGUUUACCCUUUGAACAAUAAACACUAACAU
This is a messenger RNA of Nycticebus coucang (slow loris), 3428 nucleotides long. RefSeq names its product modulator of VRAC current 1 (gene MLC1). The record is from RefSeq and is a predicted model, not a curated record. Bases 361 to 1494 code for a protein of 377 amino acids. The transcript is spliced from 12 exons. Lineage: Eukaryota; Metazoa; Chordata; Mammalia; Primates; Lorisidae. Gene Ontology annotation, cellular component: cytoplasmic vesicle; plasma membrane; endoplasmic reticulum. Gene Ontology annotation, biological process: regulation of response to osmotic stress.